Messenger RNA from Ylistrum balloti, 5750 nucleotides. Its product is annotated as sodium/potassium-transporting ATPase subunit alpha-like. The transcript is spliced from 19 exons. The record is from RefSeq and is a predicted model, not a curated record. Gene Ontology annotation, cellular component: membrane. Gene Ontology annotation, molecular function: ATP binding; ATP hydrolysis activity; P-type sodium:potassium-exchanging transporter activity. The coding region runs from base 19 to 3114 and encodes 1031 amino acids. NCBI's taxonomy places the organism in Eukaryota, Metazoa, Mollusca, Bivalvia, Pectinida, Pectinidae. Gene Ontology annotation, biological process: potassium ion import across plasma membrane; intracellular sodium ion homeostasis; proton transmembrane transport.
GUGACCGACAGGAGAGAGAUGGCGUCGUCCAAGGUGAAAGCUUCACAACAGCCUCGGGCUGAUAGCUACCGAGUAGCUAUCACACCAGGUGGCGAAGAUGUCAAGAAAAACAAGAAGAAGAAGAAGAAGGAGAACUUGGAUGAGCUCAAGCAGGAGCUUGAGAUGGACGAACACAAGAUCCCUAUUGAAGAACUGUAUGACAGACUUGGCACUGAUCCAAACAAUGGUUUGUCAGCUGAGCGAGCUGCCAUGAUUCUGGCAAGAGAUGGUCCUAAUGAGCUGACUCCACCUCCCACUACACCAGAAUGGGUUAAGUUCUGUAAACAAUUGUUUGGUGGUUUUUCCAUGCUUUUGUGGAUUGGAGCCAUCCUUUGUUUCAUUGCCUAUUCCAUCCAAGCCAGUCAGUAUGAUGACCCCCCUGGUGAUAACUUGUACCUUGGAGUUGUGUUGACCGCUGUUGUGGUAGUUACAGGAUGUUUCUCAUAUUACCAAGAAGCCAAGAGUUCCAAGAUUAUGGAUUCGUUCAAAAGCAUGGUUCCUCAGUUUGCCCUGGUGACACGUGGUGGAGUGAAAAUUGAUUUGAAAGCUGAAAACCUUGUUGUUGGCGACAUUAUUGAUGUGAAAUUUGGAGAUCGAGUUCCUGCAGAUAUCCGUUUAAUGACCGCACAGGGAUUUAAGGUUGAUAACUCUUCACUUACUGGAGAAUCUGAGCCAUGUUCUCGCUCACCUGACUUCACUAAUGAAAACCCUCUGGAAACCAGAAAUCUUGCUUUCUUCUCUACCAACGCUGUUGAAGGUACAUGCCGUGGUAUUGUUGUGAAGACUGGAGAUAAGACUGUGAUGGGACGUAUUGCUAACCUUGCUUCUGGUCUCGAGGUCGGAGAGACUCCCAUUGCUAAAGAGAUUGCCCAUUUUAUCCAUAUCAUCACUGGAGUGGCUGUGUUCCUUGGUGUUACCUUCUUUAUCAUCGCUUUCAUCCUGGGAUACUUCUGGCUGGAUGCUGUUAUCUUCCUCAUUGGUAUCAUUGUGGCUAAUGUACCCGAAGGUCUGCUGGCUACUGUCACAGUAUGUUUGACCCUGACUGCCAAACGUAUGGCCUCCAAGAACUGUCUUGUGAAGAAUCUUGAGGCUGUCGAGACGCUUGGAUCCACUUCUACAAUCUGCUCUGACAAGACUGGUACACUCACCCAGAACAGAAUGACAGUUGCUCACAUGUGGUUUGAUGGUCACAUUGUAGAAGCAGAUACCAGCGAUGACCAGUCAAAUGCAACCUAUGGCUCUGGAGAUGAGACUUGGAUGUCACUGGCACGCAUUGCUAUGUUGUGUAACCGAGCUGAAUUCAAGUCUGGCCAAGAAAAUGUACCUGUUCUGAAGAGGGAAUGUAACGGUGAUGCUUCUGAGUCUGCCCUGCUCAAGUGUGUAGAACUGUCCAUUGGAGAUGUAACAGGCUUCCGUCACAGGAACAAGAAGAUCUGUGAAAUUCCAUUCAACUCCUCCAACAAAUACCAGGUGUCAGUCCAUGAGACCGAGAUCCCAGACGAUCCCCGCUACUUGUUGGUGAUGAAGGGAGCUCCUGAGAGGAUUCUGGACAGGUGUUCAACUGUUUUGUUUAAUGGCAAGGAUAUUGCAUUGGAUGACAACUUCAGGACUGCCUUUAAUGCUGCAUACAUGGAGUUGGGAGGUCUUGGAGAGCGUGUGCUUGGUUUCUGUGACUACUUCCUUCCUUCUGACCAAUACCAGCCAGGAUAUCCCUUUGACAGCGAGGAGGAGAACUUCCCUCUUAGUGGACUGCGAUUUGUUGGACUGAUGUCUAUGAUAGAUCCUCCAAGGGCCGCUGUACCAGAUGCUGUAGGAAAAUGCAGGAGUGCUGGAAUCAAGGUUAUCAUGGUGACUGGUGAUCAUCCUAUCACAGCUAAGGCUAUUGCUAAGGGUGUUGGUAUCAUCUCCGAUGGCAGCAAGACCGUAGAAGACAUUGCUAAUGAACGUGGAAUCAAGGUGGAAGAUGUUGACCCAAGAGAUGCUCGUGCUGCUGUCAUCCACGGUGCUGACCUCAGAGACAUGACCCCAGCACAGAUCGACGAAAUCCUCCGAGACCAUCCUGAGAUUGUGUUUGCCAGAACUUCCCCACAACAGAAACUCAUCAUUGUGGAAGGUUGUCAGAGACAAGGACAGAUUGUGGCCGUCACUGGUGAUGGAGUCAACGAUUCUCCUGCUCUCAAAAAGGCUGACAUUGGUGUUGCUAUGGGUAUUGCCGGAAGUGAUGUCAGCAAACAAGCUGCCGACAUGAUAUUGCUGGAUGACAACUUUGCCUCUAUUGUAACAGGAGUAGAAGAAGGACGUCUUAUCUUUGAUAAUCUGAAGAAGUCCAUUGCCUAUACACUGACAUCUAACAUCCCCGAGAUCAGUCCAUUCUUGUUCUUCAUUCUCCUCGACAUCCCCCUGCCCCUUGGAACCAUCACCAUCCUGUGUAUUGAUUUGGGUACUGACAUGGUACCGGCCAUCUCCCUUGCCUAUGAAGGACCAGAAAGUGACAUCAUGAAGAGACAGCCUCGUGAUCCCAUUAAGGAUAAACUUGUCAACGAAAGGUUGAUCAGUAUGGCCUACGGACAGAUUGGUAUGAUCCAGGCCUCUGCUGGAUUCUUCGUCUACUUUGUCAUCAUGGGUGAGAAUGGAUUCUGGAUGAGCAGACUUCUUGGUAUCCGUGAACAGUGGGACGCCAUGGCUGUCAAUGAUCUUCAGGAUUCCUAUGGACAGGAAUGGACUUAUGACCAGAGGAAGACGCUGGAAUACACCUGUCAUACCUCUUUCUUCGUGUCCAUUGUCGUCGUACAGUGGGCCGAUCUGAUCAUCUGUAAGACUAGGAGACUUUCUCUAUUCCAACAAGGAAUGAAAAAUCACCAUCUCACGUUUGGUCUGUUCUUCGAGACAGCACUUGCUGCAUUCCUUACAUAUUGCCCGGGUCUUGAUCAAGGUCUUCGUAUGCAAAACCUACGGUGGACAUGGUGGUUUCCUGCAAUGCCGUUCAGUUUGGCCAUCUUUAUUUAUGAUGAAUGUAGAAAAACCAUCCUCCGUCGUUCGCCGGGAGGUUUUGUGGAACGGGAGACCUACUAUUAACAAAUUGACAAACUUAGAUUCUUAUUGUUAUAAAACUGAAUUUUCAAUUCAUCGAUAUGUGUUAAUAUGAUGUAUAGAUUCGGUCUGGUAUCGGCGACACCAACUUAUGUGGACUGUUUGUAAAUAUAUCAGGAUCAUUAACCAUGUGAUCACUGUUAGCAAGGACUCUUUGUGACAGAUUUUGUAUUACUAUGUCACAAGAAGAAAAAAGAUAGAUUUAUCAAGUGAUGUAACUAUCUUUGUACAUUAAUAUUAUCAUAAUGACGUAAUAUCACAGGAUGUCAGUAAUAAAGAAGACAGAUUCUGUUUGAUUUGGUUCAGUAUGAAAUAACUACGGAAAUUGGCCAAUGAUAUUCCAAGGCUUGUAUUUGACUUAGGAGAUAUGUAUGUGCCCGUUGUACUGUUGUGUAGGUGUUUUUGUAUGAGUGUGCAGUCCCCUUCACUGGGGGACAGUAUGCAGUCAGUGAAACCAUAUGAUUUUAGAAUUUGUUUUUAUUACUUCUACUCCGACUCAUUUUACACAACACAUCCAACAUUUUUUGUACAUUUUAUUAAACUUUAUUUUUCAAGAAGUGGACACAAUAUAAUCAUUUUUCCAUCUAGUAGUAAAAAUCAUAGUAAUUUCCCAUGUUUCCAGUGUUUGUAGUUUAAAAUUUUUGCAUUUAUAGUAGCAAAAGGUCUGAAUAUCUGGGAAUAUGAUGCAAUAGUAUAUAUAUAUAUACAUCAGAUUGAAUCAAAAUAACAUCGUAAAUACAAUUUGGAAUGUGUGUUCAGAGGAUUAAUCUAGAGAUGAAAAAAAAAUAAGAUCUGAUUGUAAUAAUAUUGAUUCAUAAGCCAAAGCUGUCCUUCGCUUUUAUUUCAAAGAUUUUACUACCAUUUUAAGAUAUAUUUCUAGUUUGUGUUUUUAUGAACUUCAGGUCUUUAAGGUUGUAGUACAACUGGAAUAGUGUCUAGCAGGACAGCGGGAAUAUUUUUAAAAGGGAACAAUCUGGAGCAUGUCUUCUUUUAGUUGUGUAUGUUACGAUAUCGGAGUUGUCUCCCCUUGUGACACAGCUUUGAUAAUGUAAGGUUUGAUACUCAACCCUUUGAUGAAUUUCUGCAUUUUCUUUGUUUAUGUAGCUUUGACUCCUCUGAUUAUCUAGCCGAUAGAAAAAAUAGAAAGGAACUUUGUAAAUUUGUAGUUGACAGAGAAAUGAAAUAUGUUUAAAAAAACUGUUAUCCCCACUUCACCCUAGAAUCUUGCUGAAUGUGUUCCGUGAAGAACCACGUUGAUGCUUGUCAAUGCAAGUUUUUGUUUAAUCAGAUGGGGCUGUGGUAUGAUAGGUUUACUGAUUUCUUAGAAAUCGUUGUAAUUGCAUUUACCGUGAUCUAUUUUCCAGAUUUAUAUUUGUCAAGUAUUUUUUUGGUUGAGAUUGUACUGACAUGCUCCUUUUGGGAUAUUUUUGCAGCAAGUAUCUGUGGAGAGAUUCACUUUGGAUUUUUCCCAUGGAUGUCGAAAGUUAUGUGUCGAUGUACAUGAGAUGAUUUAAAGGAAUGCUUCUGUGGAUGUUGGCAUUACUUUGUGUAUAAAAAAGAUGCUGAUGUUGUGAAUUGUCGAUGUUUUUAUAUUACUAUUCAUCUUUGCUCAUAUCCUCAGUUCUAUACAAUAUAGAAACCUAGGCAUAUAUAAAUUAUACGCAACACAAAGUGGACGAGCUACAUUCCAAAAUAUGGUACCUCUUAAUGUAUAACAAGGCCCAUAACUCCGUACCAAUAUUUAGGCAUAAUAAUAUAUAUACAUAUAUAACCAAGCAAUACGUUUUUUUCAUUAAAUUCGAUAGAAAAAUCAGGAAAUUUUUUUUUGUUUUGUUUUGUUUUUUUUUUCCUGUUAAUAUUUUUAAUUGAAUGUUUUUUUGCAAAUAGUCAUCUUGCCUGAAAGGGAGUUUGGGAGUGAAUUGAUCAGAUUUCUGUACAAGAAAGUAGGAAUUUUUUUUGUUGGUUUUCUGUGUCGUUAGUAGGAGAUCUCCGUUUGGAUAGCCCUGAGUGUGUAGACAUCUUUUAUCAUGAAGACCACUUCUCUUUGGUCAUGAGAUUUUUAUUAUGGGGAUACACAGAAAAUUAUAGUACGAGACUAAGGUUGGUCAUCUGUCAUUUCACUAUUAUUCAAUUGCCAAAGGUAAAAACUUUAUAACAAGUUCGUAAACUAACACAGCUUUAUAACACUAGACCAGACGGGAAGACUUCGGUCUCUGUUUAUAAUAUAUGUGCAUCCCUCGGCUUCCUAGGACUUUUUCUGACGAUGUUGAAUUUUAAAUUCUGUUAAAUCUGCAUGUUGUGAUUGACCUACAGCUUAUCUUACCGUUUUAACCAGAACAGGUCCAUUGUACAAUUUUUCUUUGGCUUGCCGUGUUUGACCUCACAGCAAGGUCAUGUCAUUGAGGGAUUGACCUUUGACCUGUGCUUUGGUAUGAUGUCAGAUGACCUGAAUGUCUGGAGUUGUUGUGUUAUUUAGUCAGAAUGGUUUCUAGUGAAGCCAAUACGGAGACCUUUUUUUCCCCUUCGGACGUCUUUCAUUUCUUUGCGUAUUGGAAUUCUCACGUCAUAGCAGAUGUAACUGACACCUAAAAUUUUGAAGAAAUAAACCUUUUAGAUCUAAA